AUGAGAAAUCAAGACAUCGUUGGUGAGGCCCUGGCCUCUGUCCUUCCUCAAUAUGGUCGCCCUUGGUAUCGGGUAUCUCAUUUACUACAUCUCAAUCUCAUUCUGCUCAUUCCGUUACUAUCAUCGUCAGUGGCUGGAUAUGAUGGCUCUCUUAUGAAUGCUCUACAGUCCAUCGCUGAGUGGAACGACUAUUUCGGCAACCCCUCUGGCUCGGUUUUGGGAGUUGUAAAUGCGGCCCAGUCUAUCGGGAGCGUCAUCUCGUUGCCCUUUGUCGCUGUCUUGUCGGACAGAAUUGGAAGACGCCUAACCUUGCUUUCCGGUGCAAUCGUGAUCAUCAUCGCCUCUAUUAUUCAAGCAGCGUCAGUUCAUUAUGGCAUUUUGUAUUUUCACCCGUCGCCCAUGUUGAUCACUGAACUGGCGUAUCCAACUCACCGAGGGAAGUACACCAGCGCUUUCUGGACCAUGUACUAUCUUGGAGCUAUUCUGGCCUCAUGGGCCUCAUAUGGAACUCAAAUGCACCUCAAUAAAUCCAGUUGGAGCUGGAGAGUUCCAUCAAUACUUCAAGCUGGAUUUCCGAUCGUUCAGGUUCUCUUCUGGUGGGCUGUUCCGGAGUCACCACGGUGGUUAAUCGCCAAUGGACAGCCGGAAGAGGCUGAAGAAUUACUUGCCCGAUUCCAUACUGCCGGGGACACUUCGCACCCUCUGAUACAAUUCGAAAUGGCUGAGAUCGGGCGUACUAUCGAAAUGGAGAGUCAAGCCGCGGAGACCAAAUGGACAACGUUGGUUAAGACUCCUGGAAACCGCAAGCGCACAUUUAUCGCAGUCAGCAUUGGUGCCUUUGCACAAUGGAACGGCGUUGCGGUCGUAUCUUACUAUCUCACACUCGUUCUCGACACGGUCGGUAUCAAAGAUCCAAGCACUCAGACAAUGAUCAAUGGCCUGCUGCAAGUAUUUAACUUCAUUGCAGCUGGCAGUGCUGCUAUGUUGGUUGACCGAUUGGGUCGUCGUACCCUGUUUCUUUGGUCGGCUUCGGGAAUGCUCCUUUCCUUCAUAAUAUGGACUGCCUGCUCAGCUGUCUUUGACAGCACUCAGGGCAAGCCCCUUGGUAAUACGGUGAUUGCAUUUGUCUUCAUUUUCUUCUUCCAUUACGACAUCGCCUAUACACCGUUGCUAUUGGGCUAUCCAACUGAGAUCUUUCCGUAUUCCAUCCGAAGCAAGGGACUGACUGUUGAGCUAUUAAGUGUAUACGGCUCCCUUAUUAUACUGGCAUUCGUCAACCCGAUCGCUCUCGAUAGUAUCGGCUGGCAUUACUACAUCUUUUUCUGUUGUUUUGAUGUAGUGGUAUUGGCAGUAACUUGGCUUGCCUUUCCCGAGACGAAGAGCCAUUCACUUGAAGAGAUUGCCGAAGUAUUUGACGGGCCAUUACCUGCUACGAGCGGGAUUGUUUUUGCCAAGGAUGACGAUGCGGUCGGGAAAUGUGAACAUACUGAGCAUGCGGCAUAA
Messenger RNA from Aspergillus welwitschiae, 1503 nucleotides. RefSeq names its product sugar transporter. The coding region runs from base 1 to 1503 and encodes 500 amino acids. The transcript is spliced from 5 exons. NCBI's taxonomy places the organism in Eukaryota, Fungi, Ascomycota, Eurotiomycetes, Eurotiales, Aspergillaceae. Gene Ontology annotation, cellular component: membrane. The record is from RefSeq and is a predicted model, not a curated record. Gene Ontology annotation, molecular function: carbohydrate:proton symporter activity. Gene Ontology annotation, biological process: transmembrane transport; carbohydrate transport.